Clunio marinus is the source of this 195-nucleotide messenger RNA. The record is from the annotation of a GenBank genome assembly. Lineage: Eukaryota; Metazoa; Arthropoda; Insecta; Diptera; Chironomidae.
AUGCCAAGUGAUAUUUUUAUGUCAUUUCAGAGAUAUUUCUUGUAUGACGACAAAAAGAUCUUUAGUGUUAUUGUGACAGAAUGUAAAAAGGACUUGACAAUUUUAACUAAAGGGAAAAUAGUUGUGAAUUCACCACUUUUGUAUUCAAGAAGCUCGCAUCCCCUCGGGUGUUUUUUAGACAAACGUUUUAUUUAA